AGACACUGCAGAGAUGGUUUCUUAAUAAUCUUCCAUCUCUAGUUGCCACUUGCGACCUCUCUUUGGUGUUUGGGACCUGUGAAUUUUCGCGAUUCCCUACUGCAGCGUUCUUUCGAGAAGCAAAAUAAAAAAAUCUGAACACCAGAGUAACAAUGGUCGGGAGGGGAGAAAGAUGGUGUGUGGUUACCGGUGGAAGAGGCUUUGUUGCUCGCCAUUUGGUGGAAAUGCUAAUUUGUCAUGAAAUGUUCAGUGUCCGGGUUGCCGACUUAAGUCUUGAAAUUAGGUUAGAGCCCCAUGAGGAAAAUGGCACCUUGGGCCAAGCUCUUCGGUCGGGCCGCGCCGUUUAUGUGCCGAUGGAUCUCCGUGAAAAGUCACAAGUCUUAAAAGCUUGUGAAGGAGCUGAAGUAGUUUUUCACAUGGCUGCCCCAGAUUCGUCAAUCAACAACUACCAGCUCCAUUACUCUGUCAAUGUACAAGGCACUAAGAAUGUUAUUGAUGCUUGUAUUGAGCUAAAAGUGAAAAGACUUAUCUACACCAGCUCUCCCAGUGUAGUUUUUGAUGGCAUUCAUGGACUUUUUAAUGUGGAUGAAUCUGCACCAUAUCCCGUUAAGCACAAUGAUUCAUAUUCUGAGACUAAAGCUGAAGGUGAGACACUGGUCAUAAAGUCAAAUGACAGUAAUGGUCUGCUGACAUGUUGCAUCAGACCUAGUGGCAUUUUUGGACCUGGUGAUAGGUUACUUGUUCCUUCCUUAGUCACUGCUGCAAGGGCAGGGAAAUCCAAGUUUAUCAUAGGUGAUGGCAACAACAUGUUUGAUUUUACUUAUGUUGAGAAUGUGGCACACGCUCAUAUAUGUGCUGAACAAGCUUUAGCAUCAGAAGGAGCUGUUGCAGAGAAUGCUGGUGGACAAGCAUACUUUAUUACUAAUCUGGAGCCUAUCAAGUUUUGGGAAUUUAUCUCCCUUAUUCUUGAAGGUCUUGGCUACAAAAGGUGUUUUAUUCAUUCACUUGUCCAUAAAUUGCACAUAUUCACAAUUGUUCGCCUAAUCCUCUUGAGAUUCAUAUUAUUGUUAGAUAACUUUCACAAAUUUAAUCAUUCUUCCACCUACAUUAUAAUUAUGAGGAAAUUGUUGAAGAUUGAAUUCAUUGAAAUAAUCUGCAUAUUCACCAACUUUCAAGGCAUUAACACUAAUUUAAAGACCUUUGAUCCUUCAGAAAAACAAAGUCCUAACCUUUUGAAAUGCUAAUUAACACCAUCAGUUUAUACCCUUCACUCAGUUCUACGUGGAUGCCAGAAACAUGAUGACACAUUAAACAACAACAAAAAUGCAGACUGAUUGAGAUAAUUACAAAUCAGUUAGCAUCUCUCUCACUUUCUUCUGUACAAAAAAAAUUCAAGAUACUCAUUCUCUUCUUAAUUCAACCUUGAUUUUCUUACAAAAACUCCAUUUCUAUUCUAUAAAUGUUGGAGACGGAUCUAAUUCAUUAUAUUGUGUGAGAUGGGAAUCUUCUCUGGAGAUCGUAAUCAUCCGUCUAGUAUUCGUCAAGGCAACAGGAAACCCGAACCUGAUUCUGUACAAUCAUCUUGUGCAGUGUGAUCUUUGACUGCCUUGUUCCACCAUCUACACAUGUAUGCAGGCCAAGUAUUAAGAUUCCUGCCUAUGUUAUGAUGCCAAUUGCUCAUGUGGUUGAGUGGACAUAUAAGCUAUUUGGCCCAUAUGGAAUGAAGGUCCCACAAUUGACACCUUCACGAAUACGACUUUUAUCUUGCAGCAGGACAUUUAGUUGUUCAAAAGCAAAUGAUCUACUGGGCUAUACACCGAUUGUCACUCUUCAGGAGGGUCUUAGGAAGACCAUCGACUCAUACCCACAUUUGAGAGCUGAAAUGAAAAGUAGGAGGGGUGGGCCUUCUAAAGCUUCCAUGCUUCUUGGAAACGGAAGGGUUGCUGACACACUUCUCUGGAGGGAUAAAAAGCAAACAAUCACUGCAGCAGUAGUUCUUGCCGCAAUUUACUUCAAUUUCAUAGCAGUGGGAUAUACCAUGAUAACAGCAGUUUCCAAGCUACUCUUAGUGGCAUCUAUUUUCCUGUUCAUCCAUGGAAAGUUGCCACUGAAAAUGUAAGUCUUUCUCACUUUUUCUCACAGAGCACACAUAUGCACAUAAACAUAAUGGAAGAUUGUAAAAAAACAUUUAAGUUAAUAACAUACUGUACAACAC
Cuscuta campestris is the source of this 2215-nucleotide messenger RNA. NCBI's taxonomy places the organism in Eukaryota, Viridiplantae, Streptophyta, Magnoliopsida, Solanales, Convolvulaceae. The record is from the annotation of a GenBank genome assembly.